AUGGAUGGAAUGCUUCGCCAUGGCGCUACGCGCCGCUUUGAUGAAUACUACCGCUGCUAUCCCGUGGCUAUGAUGCCUGGUCCUGAGCGAGAGAAUGUGAAUCACGGCGGCAAAGUCAUUAUGCCUCCCAGUGCUCUCGACAAGUUGACUCGCCUACAUAUUACAUAUCCUAUGCUGUUCGAGCUACAUAAUGGUGCAAAAGAAAAGAUGUCACAUGCUGGUGUGCUGGAGUUUAUUGCUGAAGAGGGGAAGAUUUACCUACCCUACUGGCUUAUGCAAACUCUCCUUCUCGAGCCUGGUGACCUAGUACAAAUCAAAUCGACAGACCUUCCCCCCGGACGAUUCAUCAAGCUCCAGGCUCAGUCCACCUCGUUCCUAGACAUCAGCGACCCCAAGGCAGUUCUUGAAAACGCCUUUCGAAAUUUCUCUUGUCUGACGAAGGACGAUGUCUUCACAUUUGCCUACAAUGAUCAAGUGUACGAGAUGGCCGUGCUGGAAACGAAGCCUUCGAACGAGACGAAUGCGAUAUCUGUCCUGGAGACCGAUCUUGAAGUUGAUUUUGCGGCACCCGUUGGGUACGAGGAGCCGCAGCGUCAAAGUGGCACUAGCACACCAGGGAGCGCGGUUAGCGGAAGGCUGCCAGCCGGUGGACUCCUGCACUCACACGGCACAAUGGCACAAUCAAUCAACUAUGCCGCCAUAGCACCAGAGUCUACUGACGCAGCUGCGGGGGCACGAGCGGUAUCGUCGAACUUUCUGUCCAGUGGCCACCGAUUGAAUGCCAAGAAAGGCAGCAAAGCGCCGACUCCAACGGCGUCUACUCCCACCCCAGGAGCGACCAAUCCCAGCCAUCCACCCCCCGUCAGGACCACGAAUGGCCCGCAGCCACUACGCCUACCACCAAAUCAAAUAUUCUUUGGCUAUGCUGUCAAGCCCGUUCCGAAACGAGACGAUAGUGGAAACGUUGUUGAGCCAGAGAAGCCUCGCUUUCAAGGAACUGGUCAAUCCCUCCGACCCAAAAAGAAAGGUAUAGACGGUUCGUCCACGCCCACUUGA
Aspergillus mulundensis is the source of this 1056-nucleotide messenger RNA. Its product is annotated as polyubiquitin-binding protein UFD1. Gene Ontology annotation, molecular function: polyubiquitin modification-dependent protein binding. The record is from RefSeq and is a predicted model, not a curated record. Gene Ontology annotation, cellular component: VCP-NPL4-UFD1 AAA ATPase complex. The transcript is spliced from 2 exons. The coding region runs from base 1 to 1056 and encodes 351 amino acids. NCBI's taxonomy places the organism in Eukaryota, Fungi, Ascomycota, Eurotiomycetes, Eurotiales, Aspergillaceae.